AUGGCGACUCCAGCAGUUUCCCGAAGUCGCAAAGCGGGCGACGGCACAUCGCAGCCCAGCAGUGCAUGGCAUGAUGUGCUUGAACUCUGCAAGAAGGGCUUCGCGAACAAGCUGGAGGGCCUCUGUGACGUCCUUGUGACCGUAGUGCGCAACGAGAUGCGCCAGGGUGCAGAGAAGUGGAGGGGCGAAGUCAUGGACCAGAUGAGUCAACGAGAACACCAGCUGGACAAGUCGCUCCUGUCGCUGCGAGAGAAGUUGGAUCACAUGGAGUUGAAGAUCAUGGAUCCAGACCGUGUGGAUUCGCCCUUCCUGGGAGGCCCUUUGCCUCCCACCUCCCCCGGCACACCCGUGGUGACAGAACUGCCCCUGCCGGGGAGCCCUACGCAUGCGCCGCCUCUCCCGACGACACCUUCACAAACGCUGCGGACUGGCUCGGCACAGCGGAUGCAAGUGGAUGAGCUGAUGCCAGUCAUUGAGCACCUUCGAAAAAGCGACACACUGCAUCAGGCGGCAUCUGCUCAACUGGAAGAGCAUCUGGAGCGGGUGCGAGAGCGCUGCGAAGCGCUGGGCCGGGUCUCCACAGCGGUGCUGAAUGGUGUGCAACGUUUGGAACAACAGGUGCAACAACUGGAACACAAGUCCCAGGUGGCCGAAGCGAAGAUGAGCAAUGUUUUGGGACAACAACAAUCGCUGAACGCAGUCUCUUCCCAAGUCGCGAAGGAACUUCAGUCUUUGCAACAAAAGGACGCCUUGGCCUUUUCCGAUCUCCAGGGGCGGCUGCAAAGCCAUGCUACAGAGAUGCGUUCCGUCGUGCAUGACGAUGUGCACGGGAUUCAAGAGGAUCUCAGCGGGAUCAAGGAGCAUCAGCAGAAAGAUUUUCGAACAGUGGUUAUGGAAAUCUCUCGAAUUCAGCAGGUGCUGCAUUUGGACUUUGUGAAGGUGUUGCACGAAGAACCCUGUCGAAAGAUGAUCAGUCGCGCUAGACAGGCUCCAAGAACAUCAGGAAAUGACCUGGGCGGAUCGCAGGCCAAACGGUUUCGAGAUUUCUUUGCACAGACAGAGCCUCCACCACAAAAGGAGGCGCACAGCCAGACAGAAGCCUCCUUAUAUUUGGAAGUGGACUUCAAACCAAGGAAGCAACGCGAGUCAAAGCACUCUAACCAGCCGAUGCUCGAAGAAGCAGCCUCUCAGCAUUUUGGAGGCGGAGAAGAGCACUUCAAGGAGAAGGCCAGAGAGGCUGCGAUGAAGCCGCCUUACUCGGUCUACGACUUCUACCACAGCACUGGCUGCUCGCAGGCGAUUGCUCGUUCUCAUUGGUUUGAAUAUGUCACACUCUUGAUCGUGUUCUUGAAUGCCGCCUGGAUGGCCGUUGAUAUGGACUUGAAUACCGCCAGCGUCAUCACCGAAGCGCAUCCUGCAUUCUUGAUUGUGGAAAACGCGUUUUGUACCUACUUCUUCUUGGAGCUUCUUGUUCGCUUUGCCGCCUUUGAAAGGAAAUGCAACUGCCUGCGAGAUGGGUGGUUUGUCUUGGACCUGCUUCUCAUGCUGCUCUACGUGUUGGACACAUGGCUGGUCCUGAUACUUGUCUAUGCAGGAGGUAUCCGAUUCGAACCAGGAGGGGGGUCCAUGAUGACACUUCUGCGAAUGCUGCGCAUGGCCAAGCUCUGUCGUCUCACCAGGUUGGCCAGGCUUCUGCGAGCCGUCCCAGAGUUGGUGAUCAUUGUGAAGGGCAUUGGCUUCGCCUCCCGUUCUGUCACCAUUUUUUUCAUGUUUUGGACCCUGAUAACCUAUGCCUUUGCGAUCGCAAUCCGCGAGCUCACAGAAAACACUGAGGUGGGAAACCUCUACUUCAGAACUGUCCCAGAGGCCAUGAACACGUUGCUGCUUCAAGGCCUAUUCCCGGAGAGUGUCCAGCUGCUCGACUCCAUCUCCGGGGGUGCCACUUGGUACCUUUGGCCACUGACGGUAUUUUUCUUGGCAUUGGUGUCAUUGACAGUCAUGUACAUGCUCGUAGGGGUGCUUGUCGAGGUGGUGCAGGUUGUGGCUUCAGUCGAGAAGGAAAGCCUGGCUGUGACCUUCAUGUCCAGCGAAAUGAGGCGGCAGCUCAUGAAGUUGGGGUGGUCUCCAGAGCAGCCGAUCAGCAAAAGUGAAUUCCAGCGCCUUGUUGUGGAACGACCCAUCGCCCGCAUUAUACAUGCAGUGGGUGUCGAUGUCUACGUUCUUUGUGAGAUGCUUGAUCUGAUUUUUGAGGAAGUCGAGCGAGAAGGUUUGCUUGGAAUGCCAUUCAACAUGCUGAUGGACAACAUCUUGAGUCUUCGUGGUUCGAACCCAGCCAAAGUCAAGGACUGCUUGGGACAAUUCAAGAUGUUCAAGAUUAUUCUCCAUGAACGCCACGAGAACCUGAUGAAAAAGUUAAAGCGCGAGUUUGAUCGCAUCAAAGCCGACGUGACGGAUGUGAAGGAGGAUGUGAAAGAGAUGCGUGAAGCAGAUGUGAGGGAAAAGCAGAUGCGUUUACUUCAGCCACCGGCGCCGGAUGAUUCAGACUGA
This is a messenger RNA of Cladocopium goreaui, 2547 nucleotides long. The record is from the annotation of a GenBank genome assembly. Lineage: Eukaryota; Dinophyceae; Suessiales; Symbiodiniaceae.